Messenger RNA from Nicotiana attenuata, 2883 nucleotides. RefSeq lists its product as uncharacterized. The transcript is spliced from 7 exons. Lineage: Eukaryota; Viridiplantae; Streptophyta; Magnoliopsida; Solanales; Solanaceae. The coding region runs from base 166 to 2556 and encodes 796 amino acids. The record is from RefSeq and is a predicted model, not a curated record.
CAUAUCUAGCCGUUACGAAAAACACAAUUGUUCUACUUUUUAAAAUGACAUGACCGUUGGGUUCUCAUCAUCUCUUUAUCAAAAUCACCGAAUCUCUAACACUUAUUUCUGUUCAGCUCUGGGUUUUCGUCCUUCAUUUCUCUUCAAGAAAAAACAGAGGCAUCAAUGGCUGGAGAUCUUGUUUUUAACUCUGAAGAAAUGGUGAUCGACAAGGGACUAGGGUACCCAAAGGCCUAUGCCAAGAUCUGUAAAGAUCGAAGUUUUGGCCCCUUCAACCGCGGCCCUCCUUUCGCUUUCACUCCCUAUUCUCUACCACAGCAUGAGGUUUUGAGAGCCAAGGAAUUGGAUGACAUGUUCCCGAUCAUUGAUCCGAAUGCACAACCCAGUACAAAGCCGAAGAUUUUCCUGUCUCUUUUGUGGAAGCAACUCAACCACCUCGGGAAUGCAGGGUUUGAUCCUGAAGUAUUUCGAGUAGACUCAUAUGGCAAUGUUCUGUAUUAUCAUGCUGAUUCAGCUUCACCUCUAGCAUGGGAAAUUGAUCACUGGUUUCCUUGCUCCAGAGGAGGACUAACUGUUCCAAGCAAUCUGAGGAUAAUGCAGUGGCAAGCAUGUAAGAAAAAGAAUCAUAAGCUGGAAUUUCUUAUACCCUGGUGGGAUCUGCAAGUUGGUAUAUCCAUAAACCAGUUCCUGUCCAUCUUUGCUAUAUCAAAUUCAGAUUUCAGGCGUAGAGCAUUUUCAUGGUUGUUUUCUGAAGGCGAAAAUGAAGAAUUGAAUGCCUCACAAACUGUUGAUUCGCAUGUUUUUCCUCCUCAUUUUGUUGAAUCGCAAGAAAAGAUUGGCCUAGCUCCAGCUGCUGUUGUUCUAAGUCGAAGGGAGUCUUUUGAUUCUUCCUCUACUCUGAAAUCCCUGGAUAUAAAUAGAAGACCAAGAUCAAACACUCCUAUUGUAGCUUACAAAAGAUCAAAGGCGGAUUUGAAAGAAAAUGAAGAUCCAGGCAUGGUGACCAAUCCAUACCAGGCUAUUGUAAUGGCUAGAGAUUCUUUAAGGAACAGAGAAGAGACUUCAAAAAUGCAGGCAGAAAUACAGAAAUUAGAUGAUGAAGUGGGUGAAUUAAAACAGAAGACUGAGGAGGAGAAAGCAGCCGUAGAAGAAUUGGAGCUAGUCCUAAUAAAGAAAAGGAGGAGAGCAGAGAAAUGUCGACGACUAGCUGAGGCACAAUCUUCUUAUAGAGCUAUGCUAGAGAAGAUGAUUCGAGAUGCCAUGCACCAGAGUGUUGUGUACAAAGAACAAGUGAGGUUGAACCAGGCAGCAGCUAAUGCUCUUAUGGCAAGACUUGAAGCUCAAAGAGCAAUUUGUGAUUCUGCAGAGAGAGAGCUACACAAGAGAUUCAUAUAUAGAGAUGAACUCGAGCAACAGAUAAGACCUGAGUGGGACCAAACAAGAAAAAGAUCAAGAAUGGAUGAAUUUCCAGAUGAAGAGGGAGAUGAGAAGACUCUUCUCUGUCUUCCUGGCAGCAGCUCAAGGGCAGAAUUAGAGAAAGAUGAUCAGAGAGUUCUAUGCUUGCCAGGGAUUAAGUCCAAUGACAGUAUGCAUAAGGAACUAAGAGUAUUUUUGGACGAGGAGCAGAAAGCAUACGAGGCAAGACUAUCUCUAAAUGGAGGACAAGAGAAAGAAAUACAAAGCGACAAUGCUAUUGUGCAGGCAAAGGAUGAGGAUCCAACAGAGGAGAAGAUUCAAAACAUAGAAAUACAAGAAGGGAUAACAUACAAAGCCGGGUUUCCCACUUUUCAUGAAGCUGAAAGAGAGGAGGAGGACGACGAGAGCAGAAAGCAACGUGGGAAAGGAAAUGUUGAAAAAUGGCUUCAGUUGCUUUUGGAUAACUCCCAAGAACCUACCAAUUUUGGUAUUCAGAAUGCUGAUGAGGAGAACAAUAAUGGUAACAGAACUCUUAAUCCAGGAGAAGAUGAAACUAAUGAGAUUGAUGGCACGAUAAGAAAGCAGAAUAUCAAAUACCCACAGAACGAGAUGAAGAAAUCAAGAUCAGAGGAGUCAGAAAUAGCUGAGGAUGUGAAACAGACGCAGAAAGCUGCCAAACAGCAAGAAGAAACAAAAAGAGAGGAAGUUGUUGAAAUGGCAGCCAGGAAAUCAUCAUUUUCAAAAAGAGAAAUUGGGAAAAAAGAAGAAAGAAAUGAGCUUAAAGGUCAAAAAACACCAUCCAGGAAUCCUCCACCCUACAAAUUAAUUCCAGAAAGAAGGAGAGCCAGUGAUGUAGGUUCUGCUUCUAAGGGAGUAGUAGGGAGAUCUAGCAGCUGUGAAAGAACUGAAAGGAAGAGCGAAAAGGAAAAGGAAAGGGAACUCUUGAGGUCUGACAGUGCCAGGUUGUUUAGGCGUAUCCCGUCUUCCCCAUCUCUCCUCUUGAGUGGCAUGAAAAAGAGAGUGGAUUGCAUAAGGAAGAAGCCCUCAGUUGUUGGUGAUGAUAGCGAUGAAGGUCGGGUAGGAGGUAACGGCUUCAUAAGAUCAUCCAUCAAAACAAUCAAGAGAGCAGUGAAGAUGUAGGCCCUGAUACAUAGAACUAAGUUCAUAUAGUUUGGUUGUUAUUGCUAGUGAGUGUUGGCUACCAAAAUGAGUGUGUGAAUGGUGCGCGCUUUAUUUCUUUGUAUAAUAGUGUACUAUUAUUCUUUUUGAAGGAUUUGUAAUAACAGCUUGUUGUUUGACGUAAAGAUCUCUUUAAAAUGGCUAUCCCUUUGGUGUUUGAAAAGGAUAACAUGUCCGCUUAUGUUUUAGUAAGACAAAAUUAGAUCGUGCAGAAAAAUAAGAGGAAAGGUUUCUGGCACAAUUAUUUCCGUCAACAAUUUUGAAAAGACGAGUAGUUUUGUUUGUUUU